This is a messenger RNA of Aureobasidium uvarum, 2111 nucleotides long. NCBI's taxonomy places the organism in Eukaryota, Fungi, Ascomycota, Dothideomycetes, Dothideales, Saccotheciaceae. The record is from the annotation of a GenBank genome assembly.
UUCAAACCAACGCUCUGAUGGCUACAGUCUGUGCAAGACCAGCGCUAGUGGGUCCGCGAGCAUCAGGUUCGCAGCAGAACAUCAACACCUCGGUCAGAGGGAAGCCGACAGCUGUGCCAAACAAGCACCUCCCAGACACAUGUUCUCCUGGUCCUACACCGACCAAGCUACAACAACAGCAGCUCGAGACUCCACCAGGGUCUCCCGAAGCGCCUGGCAGUCAGCAAGUAAUAGACAUACCUUCUCUCCUAGUUGACGCCGACAAACACCCCAGAGUUAGCGAUAGUCCACCCGUCUAUGCAUUGAGCGCUCAAGAGCUUUAUGGAGCACUGGAACACACUGCUACGCGCCCCUUACCAGACACAAAGACCGUCUUCCCCUGGCUCCACGGCCUACACCCUGAUAACAACAUUCAAUUGACCUACUUCUCGGCGCGCAACAAGAAACAGUUCCGACGGGCUCCUCGCACUCUGCGUGGCAUAACAGUCGUCAAAGCAGGAGGCGACCUCAGCCACUCCAAGAUCAGGGGCGCUAUUUCUCCUGAUGAGCUACUGCUCGCAACAAAGACCGGCGAACAAAUCUCAACCUUCCUCGAUGUCGAUCCAAAAGAUGGCUUCUCUAUCCGGAACUUCCAGAUUCAAGCAGUCAAGAUGGCUACUAUGAGUGAUAUAGUCAUCUAUGCUGAUGACAAGACGCCGAAGACGGUUCUCAACAAGUUGGCGUCCAUAAUCGCCAGGGCUCAGAAAGUGUGGAGAGAAAAGGACAGAGACAACGACGUCGAAGUCCCCCAGUUCCACACAUAUGUGAUGANNAAGUUACAAGCCGAGCAUCCAGAGAUCGUAGCGAUCGACGACAAUGGAAACAUGACCGUCCACUCGGAGAGAUACGAGAUGCACACCAUGUCCUCGGCCACUGAGAUCGCGAACAACGUUUGGCUUGGCCCCACGCCUGACGCUUCGUUGACAGUACCGUCGGAUCCAGAUGCAGCACUACCUUCCGCAGCACAAGCCUAUGAUCUGUUCGUAGAAGCAACCGAUCCAGCUCAACUACCGGACAAGAAAGCGUUCCACCUAAUGGAGAGUCUCCUGUCAAACCCGAAAGUAUCCAACAAUGCAAUUCCUCAGCUCGAAUUCCCAGGUUCUGGCUCCAUAAUGCCUCCGACUUGGUCUCAGGCCGAGGUAGAUGCUUUGAUGGACACGGUAACAUGGCUAUACAGACAAGCAAACCCGGACCACGAAGAGCCGAUCCACCGCAAGGACAGUCAGCAGAUGACCCCACCCAAAUAUCGAGAUGUUGAUGGUGACAUUGGCAUGAUGGAUCUCGAUCUCCGUGCUGAGCGUGAAGGCCGGAAAGUCCUGAUCCACUGCACAGACGGAUACACUGAAUCCUCCUUGCUGGCACUCGCCUACUACAUGUACGCCAACUGUGCGACAGUAGACAGGGCUUACGUGGAGCUUCACACCAAGCAUCAUCGCAACCUCUUCUCAUACCCCACCGAUGUCGCUCUUCUGAGUUCGAUUCAGCCCAGAAUUCUGCAAGCAUCGCCCAACUCGACCAACUCAAUGGCAGCGCUGUGCCAGCCUACUCCUCGAUGGCUCGGCAAGAUGGACGGCUCUUUCCCUUCUAGAAUCAUGAAUUACAUGUACCUCGGAAAUCUUGGUCACGCGAACAACCCAGACUUGUUGCGUGAACUCAACAUUGGACAGAUCCUUAGUGUUGGUGAGACGAUUAGCUGGACCAGUGACGAGACCAAGAGAUGGAAAGACGACGCUCGCACGAAAGACAGCAUUCUCUAUGUCGAUGGCGUCCAAGAUAAUGGUGUAGAUCCGCUUACAUCGUCCUUCUCCAGGUGCUUAGAAUUUAUUAAGGCCGGUGUUGCCACUCUAGUCCACUGCAGAGUAGGUGUAUCCAGAUCUGCAACAAUCUGUAUCGCAGAGGUGAUGAAUGAGCUUGGGCUCUCGCUCCCUCGCGCCUACUGUUUCGUUCGGGCCCGCCGCCUGAAUUGGGAAGAACACCAAUGCCUCAAGCGCGGCAAAUCAGUCCGCAGAGAACUCGAGUGGGGCACGAUAGCCCGCGAAAUCGCAGCCAUGAACCGCCCUUAUUCGAGGCAG